Messenger RNA from Daldinia vernicosa, 216 nucleotides. RefSeq lists its product as uncharacterized. The record is from RefSeq and is a predicted model, not a curated record. NCBI's taxonomy places the organism in Eukaryota, Fungi, Ascomycota, Sordariomycetes, Xylariales, Hypoxylaceae. The coding region runs from base 1 to 216 and encodes 71 amino acids. The transcript has 2 exons.
AUGAACUUCCUCGCAGUCCUAACCUUCAUCACGGCAGCCCUUGCUUACGGGGUCGAUCCCGAAGACAACGAGUCAUGCACGCUUCCAGCCUACAUCUGCAAGCACGACUUUAAGGGCUGGCUCGUCUGCAAUGUUGACGGCAAAUUCCUCGAUGGUGGAGACUGCGCGGAGGGCACUACAUGCCAGUACAUCAACGAUCUGCCGUACUGCGUUUAA